This is a messenger RNA of Mercenaria mercenaria, 2874 nucleotides long. RefSeq lists its product as uncharacterized. The transcript has 2 exons. The record is from RefSeq and is a predicted model, not a curated record. The coding region runs from base 1078 to 2430 and encodes 450 amino acids. NCBI's taxonomy places the organism in Eukaryota, Metazoa, Mollusca, Bivalvia, Venerida, Veneridae.
GCAGCCUUAACGUACUAAAACGUAUUGGCGUCUGAUGGCCCUUUCACGCUUCCGUAGAAACAACAUUUAUUACACGAAACUUAUUUUGAAAAUAUUUCUGAAAUGUCUAGGUCUGCAGCUCUCAAAUACGGUUAUAUCUUACAUCUGAGGCAUAUAAUGACACUCAUAGACAACAUCAAAAAUGACAUUUUGAGCGAUUUGAUAAAGUUCCAAAAUUAUCAAUGUACCCUUGGUCCGUUACGGACCCCUGUGGGAUUUGUGUUUAUCCAGAGCUCAAAUACUUUUUCAUAGAUUAAAAGCUGACAUGUUGUACUAAAGCCCAGGUAAUUUCAAUUCGUAAUAAAGUGCUGAAAAUUGGCUCCCCAAUAGCAAAAAAAAAAAAAAAAAGAAGUCCACGCGCAUACAUUUAGACGGGGUGACCCCUGAGCGUGACCCCUGACUAUCUACGAAUCAAAAUGCGGCUUUCGUUUUCAAGUUUAGCAUUUCUACUUUCAUUUUAUUUACUUCCGGAAAUAGCUGAAGGUCGAGUGACGUCAUUUUCUGUGUUGUCAAAAACAUAAAUAUACCUGGCGAAGUUGCAUAAAUAUGUGCUGGCCGUCCUAAGGAUAUAAAAAGAUCGCUGAUUAUUGACUGAUGUUUAACUUAUUGUAGGACAGCUACGAAUACAACUGUACGUUAUCUUUUAUCAGUUUAGCCUAUAUCGAAUAUUUCAGUGUGUUGUAAUGUAGAGAUUACAGCUAAGUAUAUUUUCGAAAAACGCGAAGUGUGACACAAAGUCAAUAAUUAUCACCACAAUAUGGCGGCCAGUAAAGAUCUCACUAAAUCUACAUCGGAGGGAUCCGAGGAGAUGUUCGAUAUAUGUUGUUCCUCUUGCAAUAACAUGGAACAACAAUAGAGGCAAAGAAAUUUUGUAUCGAUUGUGGACUGUAUUUCUGUGAAAAUUGUUUGGGAUUUCAUGAAAUAAUCCCGUCAUUACAGUCUCAUCAGAUUGUCGAUUCUCAAGGAGAACAAAGUCAAGGCAAAGGUAAGAAGGUGGAGUUGCCAACAGAAAGAUGUUCCACACAUCACGGAAAGUUGAUGGAUAUGUUCUGUGGUGAUCACGACGAAGUAUGUUGUGGAGCUUGUAUUGCUAUUAAACACAGAGCAUGCAUCAAAGUUGAUUACGUACCCAAUGUUGCCAAAGGUAUAAGAAUGAGCAACGAGUAUAAAGAUGUCAAAGGUUCUAUCACUGAGGUACUGAAUAACAUGAAACAGGAGAAAACUAGAAGGACAACCAACCUUACAAUUCUUGAAGAGGAGAAAAUCAAGGUACUGCAAGAGGUAGACCAAUAUCAAGAGGAGAUAGUUCUGAAAAUAAAGGAGCUAGCUGAAUCUUCAAGACAGGAUAUCCGAUCAAAAUAUGAAAAAAAGGUCAUCACCGCUGACGUGAAUACUUUAGAUACAUUGAUUUCAACUACAGAUACAAACUUGCAGAAGCUUUCAAUCAUGAAUGAAGCCCAACUGUUUGUUAAUGUCAAAGUCAGUAAAAUGGCAGUUAAAGAUGGUGAUUCUGUUUUGAGGGAGAUGUCUUCAAGCUGGACAAAUAAACAUUUGAAAUAUUCUCGUGAUGAAAAGCUCAAAGAUAGGAUUUCUAGUAUGGUAUCUUUCGGAAAUCUUGAAGACGAGGAAGAUGUUAAAGAAUACAAAGCAACGUUGUAUGGAAAAUUUAAUGUCAAGCAGAAUACUGACUCUUCGCCAUUUGCCAUUACCGGGAUAUGCCCUUUACAAGAUGGUUCUGUUCUGCUCGCAGACAAUUCCAAUAAGAAUUUAAAGCGAUUAGAUAGUAGCUAUAUGAUUAAAGAGUCUAUACCGCUUGACAGCCAUCCCAUUGGAAUUUGCAGUGUCGGGAAAAAGGAAGUUGCCGUUUGCCUGUAUAAUAUUGGUAAGAUACAGUUUGUGUCAGUUGAAAAUGACUUGAAAUUGACGUCCACCAUUUCCGUAGAUACAAUAUGCCAUGGGAUUUCCGAUAGGGAGACAAAUGAUGAAAUGUAUGCAUGCUGUAGAACAUCUAUUAAUGUGUACAACAGGGCAGGUACUUUGUUAAGGGCGUAUCAUAAGGGUAUCAAUUGGGAACAACUCUUUGCUGGCACACGACAAGUAACUGUCAAUGCUGUGAAUAGUCAGAUCAUUGUUGCAGAUCAGAGCAAAGGGCUGGUAGCUUUGGACUUUCGGGGGACGAAUGAAUGGUUGUUAAGUGAUAAAGAACUGAUUGGUGCUUGGGGACUUUGCAUAUUGCCAAAUGGUAUUAUAUUAGCCAGUGGAAUCUCUUCAAAUAAUGUUCUGCAGGUAGAUAAGACAGGUCGGAAAAUGGGAGUGUUGUUAGGAGCCAUAGAGGGAUUUAACCAGCCAUAUUCACUUCACUUGCUUUUGGUAAACAUGAUUCAAGGCUGAUUGUAGGAUGUAAUUCUGAAGAAAUAUUUGUUUAUACACUUUCUAGAAAAUAGUCAAAGAAAUAGAAAAUGUAGUAUCAUAUUUGUAAACAGGCACAGCAUUGUUUAAAAUUGUGUUAUUUUAAUCGUUCUAGAGGAACAUUAAAGCCUGGUUUAACUUCACACACACACACACACACACACACACACACACACACACACACACACGCUCGCACGAACGCGCACACAAAAAGUGUUAAAUGGACAAGAACAUGAAAUGCUGCAUAAUUCAGUGUCUCUACGUGUGUGACAAAGACCGAAGAUACGCAGCAAACCGAUGUUGUUUAGUGUGAGAACAUUUUCAUGAGUGUUUGUGUAUUUGAUUUGGAAAUUGUUGCGAAUGUUUGUGUUAGACAUGAUUUUAUUUGGAAUUAUCGUGUAUUAUUAUUUACAUUAUUCAAAUUUG